Phytophthora sojae is the source of this 1095-nucleotide messenger RNA. RefSeq lists its product as hypothetical. The transcript has a single exon. NCBI's taxonomy places the organism in Eukaryota, Oomycota, Peronosporomycetes, Peronosporales, Peronosporaceae. The record is from RefSeq and is a predicted model, not a curated record. Bases 1 to 1095 code for a protein of 364 amino acids. Gene Ontology annotation, molecular function: oxidoreductase activity.
AUGCUGAAGUACGACGAUGACGACGAGGAGUUCCUCAAGUUUAACUUGUCGGUGGCCGACUUGAGCGACCUCGAAAACAUUGACCAGAUCCCUCCCGAGAAGUCGAUGAGGGACUACUUCGACGAGGUUGGUCUGUCUCCGUCCAUGAUGAAGCUGUGCGAGUCUGGAUACGCCAACACUGCCGGCGGACCGCUGGAAGACAUCUCCAUGCGCACUACGUGCCGCUAUGAGAAGCAGUGGAUCGAGCUGGAGGACGAGGGAGACUUCCGCGUCGUGCCAAGCUUCAUGCGCUUCGUCAACCUCUUCGCUGAAGGUGUGACGACCCGCCUCAACUGGCCUGUGGCUAGCGUGGACUACUCGCAGAGCUACCGUAUCCUGGUUACUAGCACGUCGGGCAAGCAGCUCUCGUGCCGCGCGCUGGUGGUGACUAUGUCCACCGCGGUCUUCUCGAAGAUCGCGUACACCCCGGACCUCCCGCAGGAGAAGAUCGAGGCCGUGAAUUCGUUCUCCAUGCGCCGCGCGGGCAAGGUGCUCCUGCACAUGUCGGGUCGCUUCUGGCCCGAGGACGCCCACGGUGUCAUUUGCUCCGAGUGCUUCCUGCCCGAGUUCUGGUUCAACAGCUCCAAGGGCAUCGGCCACCUGCAGCCUAACGGCGACAACACUCUGAUUGCGGAGCCCGAGACGGAGGACGCGGUGGAAGAGGACAAGGCUCAGUACUUGAUCACGGGCUUUGCAGGCGCGCUGUACGCCGAGAGCUUCGUGGGCGUGGACCAUGACAAGAUCAUUGAGAACUUCCUCGACCAGCUCGACAUGAUCUACGGCACGGUGGACGAGCCCAAGCCGGCACACAAGCACUUCGUCCGCGGCAUGUACAAGGACUGGGGUGACGAGCCGUGGAUCGGCGGCGGCUACGCUUUCCCGCGUGUCGGCCAGUCGGACACGGCUUCGCAGGAUCUCGCUGCCCCAGUGGACAACCGCAUUUUCUUCGCUGGCGAGGCCACUGCCUUCGAGCAGCCGGGCAUGUCGGUGCAUGCUGCUAUCGACACCGGCAGUCGCGCGUCCGUGCAGGCGGCACGUGCGCUGCAGGAGCAGUAG